Molecule: messenger RNA, 246 nt
Organism: Trichoderma harzianum CBS 226.95
Lineage: Eukaryota; Fungi; Ascomycota; Sordariomycetes; Hypocreales; Hypocreaceae
Exons: 3
Cellular component (GO): extracellular region
Source: RefSeq, a predicted model, not a curated record
AAUGGUAACGGCAACACCAACGACGCCCCGGUAUGCCCUACCGGCCUCUAUAGCAACCCCCAAUGCUGCUCUACCCUCGUUCUUGGCAUCGUCGGGCUCGACUGCAGCACUCGUAAUAUAGCUACCUCUGUCCAUGAUCCCUCCGCUUUCAAAAAUGCCUGUGCUGCUAAAGGCGCGCAGGCAGUUUGCUGUGUUCUCCCCGUUGCUGGUCAAGACGUCCUUUGCCAGACGGCUAUUGGCGCCUAG